AUGACACCCCAUAAUUACGGCCUUUCAAUAAACAUAUACGGCCGCGGCUACGCCAAACUCGGCGAUGGGCCCUCUCACAUGGGAGUCGCCAUCUACGAGUACGGUUCCUCAACCUGCGAGAUGCACCAUAUACGCCACCCCACAGACGAUUACUUCAUCUAUGAUCCGCGGCCACAGCCGCUCGAAGAUCCAGUACUCAAAGGUUGCUGUGAACUUGCUUCUCUCUCUUCUGAGCAGAGCCAACAAGCUGCUAGCUUGAUCUUCGCGUUUGGGAACGACGAAUCCAACAUCCCCGAGUUCGGGGUCGGAAAUUGCCAAGACUGGGUUGCUGCUUCUGUUGGAAUGCUUGAGCAUGCUCGCUUUGUUUCCUCUUGA
Penicillium robsamsonii is the source of this 375-nucleotide messenger RNA. RefSeq lists its product as uncharacterized. The coding region runs from base 1 to 375 and encodes 124 amino acids. The transcript has a single exon. The record is from RefSeq and is a predicted model, not a curated record. NCBI's taxonomy places the organism in Eukaryota, Fungi, Ascomycota, Eurotiomycetes, Eurotiales, Aspergillaceae.